UUCCAUUUUAGAACAGUGAAAUUGAAGUCUAUACCUUACGAUUAUUUUAGCAAUCGUAAACCUAAUGGCAUUAUGAAAAUCUUUCCGAGCUCACAAGUUCUUGGAGAUGUGAAUGACUUCAACAAUCCAAAAGCAACAACAGAGUUCUUUUGCAAUGAUACUGUAAAAGGCUUUGUAUCUGUCUUCUUCCUCAUCAAGCACACUACUAAAAAACAUCUCAUCAAGCUUCAGGAUGACCUCUUGUUCCUCCUACAAGUUCAGUCGCAACAUUUGGUGUUCUGAAGUUGGCAACAUCUUCCCAUCUAGCUGGUAACAAAUAUGACCUGCCGGCUUCCAGUGUUCCCAUGGGUUUUACAGGCUUCCAAGAAGAGCACCCAGAACAGCCACAUCAACACUCAUGGGCAUCUGAGUUUCAACAAGGUGUCGUGAGGCCACAGUUUGUAGUAACCAGGCAAAUGGUAGAAAAAAUAUGAUUAAUGUUUAUCACAAGAUAUGAAAUAAUUUUAGUUUGAGUGUAGAAAAAAAUUAGAACUUCAAUGAAAAUUAAAAAAAAAAAAAAAAAAGAAAAGUAAGAAAAUUGAAAGUCCAAAAGUAGGGAAAGCAUUGUAGAGAGGGAAGUCAAUUUCGGAGAACUGAUGCUGGAGAGGUUUAUCUUUAUCUAUGGCUGACUAUUAAUAACUCCGUCUUUCCCUGACCUUAACCUCUGAAUAAAACUAUCGCUUAUUUUUAGACCAGUCCCAUCUCCUAUAAAACAUACCCUCUUCCUCCUUACCUCCUUCAUAAUUAAAUCUCUUUCUUUGUAAAACAUUUCUUCUUGGUCCUCAUGGGUGCAGGAGGCAGAGUUAUUGGAGCAGGAGUCUCCGUCAUUCUUGUUAUUGGCGUCUGUAUUGCAGUUAUAGGUGGUCUCAAAGGCAGAAACAUGGCCGACGAAGGCGAUGUUUUAUCCACCACUUCAAAGUCUGUGGCUGCCAUUUGUAAUCCCACAGAUUACAAGCAAGCAUGUGUGGAGAGCCUCGACACCCUUGUCAGCAAUCAUACUGCUACUCCCACAGACUUCAUCCAAGCGGCCAUCAAUGCCACCAUCAAGGCUGUGCAACAAACCUUGGACCACGUCGGCAUCAUCUUCGACAAGCCCGAAGAAAUGAAUCCUUACCAGAAGAUGGCCAAGGAAGAUUGUGAGGACUUGUUGAAUUUCGCGGUUCAGGAGUUGCAAGCGACGUUUUCCAUGGUAGGAGAUAACGACAUGCACAGUUUGAAAGAUAGAGAGGGGGAGAUUAGUAGUUGGUUGAGCUCUGUUAUUUCGUACCAGGAGACGUGCCUUGAUGGGGUGGAGGAGUCGGAUAUGAAGAUUCAAUUGUCAAAUGGGCUUCUGAAUGCAACUCAGCUUACAAGCAAUGCGAUUGCAAUUGUGUCAGCCAUUUCUGGGAUCCUGAGUAACUUCAAUAUCACACUCACGACCAACCCAGAGUCUCGAAGACUUGCAGAAAGGGAGGAUGUUAAAGGAGGUGAGUACCCGGGGUGGAUGAGGGCUCAGGACAGGAAGUUGUUGGGCAGCAAUCACAAAGGGCGGGUGACCCCAAAUGCCGUAGUAGCCAAAGAUGGGAGUGGAAAUUUCAAGACCAUCGGGGAAGCCCUCGCUGCAUAUCCUAAGAACCACGUAGGAAGAUAUGUGAUAUACGUGAAGGCUGGGAUUUACAAUGAAUACGUGACUGUGGAGAGGACACAGACCAAUAUUUUCAUGUAUGGAGAUGGGCCGCGACAGACCAUCAUCACCGGAAAGAAAAGCUUCCAUUUCGAUAAGAUAACCACUUUUAGGACUGCCACAUUCUCGGUGAUGGGAAAUGGGUUUGUAGGGAAGUCAAUGGGAUUUCAGAACACGGCGGGGCCCGAAGGACAUCAGGCAGUGGCACUAAGAGUCCAAGCAGACGCAUCGGCAUUUUAUAACUGCAGAAUAGACGGGUAUCAAGACUCGCUUUAUGUGCAAGCUCAUAGGCAAUUCUACCGCAACUGCGUCAUCUCUGGUACAAUCGACUUCAUAUUUGGUGACUCCAGCACACUUAUCCAGAACUCGUUGAUCAUCGUGAGGAUGCCGAUGAAAGGGCAAAAGAAUUCAGUGACCGCACAUGGACGAAAAGACAGGCGGCAGACGACAGGGUUGGUAAUCCAAAACUGUCGAAUUGUUCCGGAACAAAAGCUGGCUCCUAUGAAGAACGUGUAUCCCUCCUACUUGGGGAGGCCAUGGAAGGAGUAUUCAAGGACAGUUAUAAUGGAAUCCAUAAUCGGAGAUGUGAUUCAACCGGCAGGAUGGAUGGAAUGGCAAGGGAACUUCGCGUUGGACACACUCGAUUACGCGGAAUAUGGAAACCAAGGACCUGGUUCAGCAACAAACCAGAGGGUGAGGUGGAGGGGAUUCCAUGUCAUUACCAACAGAAACGAGGCUCUUCAAUACACGGCCGGUCAGUUUCUCCAAGGCAACACCUGGCUUCCGCUUACUGGUGCACCCCACAUUCUCGGCCUAAAGAAUUGAUUUACUUACUGCCACUUCGCUUUUCACUUUCCAUUUUCCACUUUCCACUUGAUAUGUACAUAUACAUACAUGUAAGUGGGAUCAGAGGAGAGGUUUGGUCGCCAUUUGCCACCCCCCAAACUAGCCACCUGUUUCUUUCUUAUCUAUCUUCUUCUACAUGAAUAAUAUCAUUUUAUUUUCAUUUCCCAAACUAACUAUUCAGUCCAUCAUAAUAACAG
Molecule: messenger RNA, 2745 nt
Organism: Carica papaya (papaya)
Lineage: Eukaryota; Viridiplantae; Streptophyta; Magnoliopsida; Brassicales; Caricaceae
Product: putative pectinesterase/pectinesterase inhibitor 58
Biological process (GO): cell wall modification
Molecular function (GO): enzyme inhibitor activity; pectinesterase activity
Source: RefSeq, a predicted model, not a curated record